GUCUCUUGUAGCUGGAUCCUGAAUUGCUGCCCUUCAACCUUGGACCCUGAAUUCUCUUCUCUCUAUUUGCCUCCUCUACCUUUCUUUACCAGCACCUUUUGUCAAAGAAUCACCAUCACCUAUUGUUUUCGUGGCACCUUUGACACCCCCCAUUGCCCACAAUGUCAGGCUCCAAUAAUCCGACUGAUUCUUCAAUUUCGAAGGCUUUCUCGAAGAUUGAUAACUCCGGAAAUAACUUUCCCCCUUCGCCAGCCCCUUCUACCCCCACAAAUGGGAGAAAGUAUGCUCUGGCUACGGAACUCGUUUACACCGAAAAUUCUGAUCAGUACGAUGCGUCGUCUGUGCCUAUAUACCAAUCUGCUACUUUUAAACAAAAAUCUGCAUCUGGGGGAGGCUCAUUUGAUUACACACGGUCCGGAAAUCCAACCAGAUCGCACGUAGAGCGCCACCUCGCAAAGAUCAUGUCUGCAAGCCAAGCUCUUGUCGUUUCCUCUGGAAUGGGAGCUCUAGAUGUGAUCACCCGUUUGCUAAAGCCUGGAGACGAGGUUGUCACCGGUGACGAUCUUUACGGAGGCACAAACAGACUACUGAAAUACCUUUCUACACAUGCUGGCAUCACUGUCCACCAUGUAGAUUUUUCCAAUGUCGACGCCCUGAAAGCAACCUUCACACUAAAAACCACAAUGGUCAUUCUGGAAAGCCCAACAAAUCCACUCAUCAAGAUUACGGAUAUACCGGGUAUUGCCUCGCUGGCGCAUGCCGCUAAUCCCAGUGCCAUUGUUUGUGUGGACAACACUAUGCUCUCCCCCCUGUUGCAGAAUCCCUUGGACCUCGGCGCCGAUAUUGUCUGCGAAUCUGGAACCAAAUAUCUCUCGGGCCAUCACGACCUUAUGGCAGGUGUGAUUGCAACUAAUGACCCGUCGCUGGGCGAAAGGUUAUACUUUACGAUCAAUUCCACGGGUUGUGGGCUCUCGCCAUUUGAUUCAUGGCUACUGCUGAGAGGAGUCAAGACUCUUAGUGUUAGAAUGGAGAAACAACAAGCAAGUGCACAGCAAAUUGCAGUGUUUCUGGAGGACCGUGGGUUCAAAGUUAGGUAUCCGGGUCUUAAGAGCCACCCGCAGUAUGACCUCCACUGGAGCAUGGCUCGGGGUGCCGGCGCAGUUUUGAGCUUUGAAACCGGUGAUACUCACUUAAGCGAGAAGAUUGUGGAAUCUGCCCGUCUGUGGGCUAUCAGUGUCAGCUUCGGAUGUGUUAAUAGUUUGAUUUCCAUGCCGUGUCGCAUGAGUCAUGCCAGUAUCGACGCAAAGACAAGGGCAGAACGACAGAUGCCUGAAGAUAUUAUCCGACUCUGUGUCGGAAUUGAAGACGUCGAUGACCUGAUUGAUGAUCUCCGCACAGCACUCAUCCAAGCAGGUGCGGUCACUGUAACCGUCGACGGUAUUAGGGCCGGCGCCCCAGAUGGCACUUUGCUUGGUGGUGGCGUCUCACUCGCCUCUGCUUCAUAAAUAAUAUAUGUUAAAUUCUUGAUAAAAAGUUACCGAUCCCAUCCAGGUCUAGCCUUCUUUCCCCUUUGCAUGGUUUGCGGUAUGAUAUCUAUCUAUUGCUUUCUCUCUCUCUGUUUCUUUACUUAGGUGGGUGGGUGAGUGAGUGAGUACUAUAUAAAAUUGGAGGCGUUUCUUUUCUCUUUUCUCUUUUCCUCCUUGGCUUUCUACCUACCGGGGGACUACAAAAGCGGAUGGAUGCUGGGGGUUGUAUGUGACUACUUGGAUGUAGAAUGGGAAGAAGGCAGAUUUUUGCUGUAAAAAUGUCUAUUCAAUUUUAUCAAGGAUUCGCGAGUCAAGUAUCGCAUUGCGGG
Molecule: messenger RNA, 1855 nt
Organism: Tuber melanosporum (Perigord truffle)
Lineage: Eukaryota; Fungi; Ascomycota; Pezizomycetes; Pezizales; Tuberaceae
Exons: 4
Coding region: 162-1505 (447 amino acids)
Biological process (GO): transsulfuration; 'de novo' L-methionine biosynthetic process
Cellular component (GO): cytoplasm
Molecular function (GO): pyridoxal phosphate binding
Source: RefSeq, a predicted model, not a curated record